AUGAGUAAUGAACAAUUUGAAAUUGAGGUAUUUAUAGAAGGAAUUAAUAAAAUAUUUGAAAGUGAUCAUUAUCAAUUAAUAAUUAAUACAUUAUCUAUGUUAUAUGAUGCAUCAUUUUUCUUUAUUGGUAAGGCACGACUAAUGUUAUUUAAAGAUUUAUUAAUUGAUAAAUGGUUUAUGAAAUUAUUUAACCAUUGGAAUAAUACUGUCAGACAAAUCUUUCAUCAUUUUGUAUUGUAUAAAUUCCUGUUUACAAGGAGGUCUCAUCUUAAUUGGAGUAAAUUUGAUAAAAAUGAAUCUUCUCUAAUAAAAAAACAACUAAAACGUGGUGUUAAAAUGGAAGAUAUUGAUCGAGUGAUUUUUGAUAGUAUUGAACAGAAAUUAAACGAAAUCAAAAUGAUUGUUGAAGGUGAUACAACACUUCCUUAUUCUUUUCUUAAACUUUAUUGUCAAUCUUCAGUUGUUGAAUACCAAAACGCUUUACGUUUGUAUAUUGAUUGGGAUAAGGCUAAUCUUAAAGAAGUACCUAAAACAUGUUCUCCAUUUACUGAAUUUGAUUUAGAAACUAUGACAUAA
Messenger RNA from Entamoeba dispar SAW760, 576 nucleotides. RefSeq lists its product as uncharacterized. NCBI's taxonomy places the organism in Eukaryota, Evosea, Mastigamoebida, Endamoebidae. The record is from RefSeq and is a predicted model, not a curated record. The transcript has a single exon. The coding region runs from base 1 to 576 and encodes 191 amino acids.